AUGAUAUCUUGCUACUCACCGACAAAACAAGCGAUCACAAAGGUCUCAAUAUUUGCACAGCUCUUUGAUGCGUUUGAAGAAACAAGUCAGCAUGAGUCGCAUAUUGCGGAAACGGGAAUACUUUUUUACCGACAUAUUAGAACCCUUCUAGAAAGCUCGAAAACAUUUGAUGUGAACUCUUGUGAAGAGAUUCUUGCCAAAUUAAAAUCCUUUUUGACGCAAACAAAAGACUCUAUUUCUCUCCUUCAAGAUGAAAAUAGGGAGGUAUUCUCAAACGAUCUUUUUCGGGAAUUAUCAGAGGCAGCUUCUCAAAUAGAUGCCAUUGCAGCACAGCUGAAGAAAGAGCAAAAAUCCGUUGUGAUUGAUUCAACGCUUGGAGUCACCGAUGCAUUGACAUUGCUGAUGAAAUAUGCCACCCUUUGUCAAGAGGAAAUUGUAAACAGCGGAGGAAAAAGCGUAAACGCAAAAUACUAUUUGAAAGACUCAAAAUGGACGGAGGGGCUUAUUUCUGCCGCAAGGACAGUUGUCUCUUCAAUGGCGUUUUUAGGCGAGGCAUCCAAAUCAUACUCUUCUUCAAAUGGGUUUGAGGGCCAAGUUGAAAGCGUCCUAGUUGGUGCAAAAGAAGUUGCAGCUGGGACCAUUCAACUAGUAACAGCAGCAAGGGUAAAGGCCACCAAUUUAUUUUCUCCAAACCAGCUGGGCCUUGAAAAUGCUUCAAAGCAAGUUGCCUCCACGACAUCUUCUUUGGCGUCUGUGGCAAAAAAGGCGUAUAUGCAGCAAUUUACCAUGUCCGAAGAAGCAACUUCCAGAAAUCCUGAAGACUUGGAGGCAUCAAAUUCCCAUCAGUUGACCAUUGCGGAACGGAACCAACAAAUCGAAAUAAUGGGGCUCGAAUCCAAGCUUUCCCAAGCGAGAGCCAAAUUGACUCUUAUCAGAAAAAAGGCUUACAACAAAAACUGA
Messenger RNA from Mitosporidium daphniae, 960 nucleotides. RefSeq lists its product as uncharacterized. The coding region runs from base 1 to 960 and encodes 319 amino acids. Gene Ontology annotation, molecular function: clathrin light chain binding; phosphatidylinositol-3,5-bisphosphate binding; clathrin-cargo adaptor activity. Gene Ontology annotation, cellular component: actin cortical patch; clathrin-coated vesicle. Lineage: Eukaryota; Fungi; Microsporidia. The record is from RefSeq and is a predicted model, not a curated record. The transcript has 2 exons. Gene Ontology annotation, biological process: actin filament organization; clathrin coat assembly; endocytosis.